This is a messenger RNA of Pseudoliparis swirei, 2940 nucleotides long. RefSeq names its product adenosine monophosphate deaminase 3b (gene ampd3b). Gene Ontology annotation, cellular component: cytosol. The record is from RefSeq and is a predicted model, not a curated record. Gene Ontology annotation, molecular function: AMP deaminase activity. The transcript is spliced from 16 exons. The coding region runs from base 216 to 2555 and encodes 779 amino acids. Gene Ontology annotation, biological process: AMP metabolic process; IMP salvage. Lineage: Eukaryota; Metazoa; Chordata; Actinopteri; Perciformes; Liparidae.
UGCAAACACGAGCUUCCUCCAGCGCUUCCUCUACUGCGCCCGAGAAGAGAGAGAGAUUCAGAUCACUUCCUCCUUCUGAGCGCUGGUGAUCAAACUUGUCGGGACGGGCAGUGAGAGUCGUGUGUCUGCGUGCCAGAGGAGGCCGGGAAGCCUAAUAAGGGUCUCUGCGGUCUGGAGAGGCGCUGGCGUUGAGCACAACCCCGCAAACAAUCACGAUGAAGAGGCGGGACACGCCCCUCCGCAAGCAGCAGUCGACGCCAUGCCUCAGGAAAGAAACGCCGCGGCUCUUCCCGAGGCAGUCGAUGAGCGAGGUGGACGAGCGCGUGCGCCUGCGGGCGGAGAAGGUGUACGCCUCCGCCCUGAAGGAGGAGGACAACAAGGACGCCCUGGCCCUGUUCGACGUGGCGGAGGACUGCCCCAUCGGGCUGCUGGAGGGCCGCGAGCGGGCGCUGCAGCGGGAGCUGGCGGCGCAGCACUCGGAGGAGUCGGCCAAGAAGAAGAGGAGUUUCCGGUUGAAGCGUUCUCAGUCGGCGUCUUCUCACGUCCCUGAAGACGUGGACCGGGCCUGGUCGUCGGCGUCCCCGGUGCUCGACCCGACGACGCCAGAACCUUUUCCCGAAGAGGACUUUCCAGACUUCCAGAGGGUGACCAUCAGUGGAGAUUACUGUGCCGGGAUCACAGUUGAGGAUUAUGAGCAGGCAGCCAAAAGCCUCCUGGCGGCGCUGUUCAUCAGGGAGAAGUACUCCAGGCUGGCCUACCACACCUUCCCCAGGACCACCGCCCGAUUCCUCCGCCAGGCCGAGAAUCAGAAGUGGCGAGAGGAGGAUGAGAUCAUGCCAGACAUCUGCCCCUCCCCCCGCGGAGGGGAGGACCCGUACUCCACGGAGGGGAUUCCCGAGGACCUGAACUACGAGCUGCAGAUGAAGGACGGCAUCGUGAACGUUUACGACGACGCCGAGGCCCUGGAGCGCCAGCGGCCCCACAACCUGCCGUACCCCGACCUCGAGACCUUCGCCAUAGACCUGAGCCACGUGCUCGCCAUGAUAGCCGACGGCCCCACGAAAACCUACUGCCACAGACGCUUGAACUUCUUGGCCUCUAAAUUCUACCUGCACGAAAUGAUGAAUGAAAUGGCGGAGCUGAAAGAGCUGAAAUGCGUCCCGCACAGAGACUUCUACAACGUCAGGAAGGUGGACACGCACAUCCACGCCGCCGCCUGCAUGAACCAGAAGCACCUGCUGAAGUUCAUCAAGACCACGUACCAGACGCAGGCCGACCGCGUGGUCCUGGAGAAGGGCGGCCAGAAGUUCACGCUCAAGGAAGUCUUCGACAACCUCAGCAUGGACCCCUACGACCUCACCGUGGACUCUCUGGACGUGCACGCUGGAAGACAAACGUUUCACCGCUUUGACAAGUUCAACUCCAAGUACAACCCGGUGGGGGCGAGCGAGCUGCGGGAGAUCUACCUGAAGUCAGACAACUACAUCGAAGGGGACUACUUUGCUCGUCUCAUCAAGGAAGUGGCCAAAGACCUGGAGGAGAGCAAGUACCAGCACGCCGAGCCCCGGCUGUCCAUCUACGGCCGCUCCGCCAGCGAGUGGGAGAGCCUGGCGACCUGGUUCAUCCAGCACAAGAUCCACUCGCCCAACAUGAGAUGGAUGAUCCAAGUCCCCAGGAUCUAUGACAUUUUCAAGGCAAAGAACAUCAUACCAAACUACGCCAAGAUGCUGGAGAAUGUUUUCCUCCCGCUCUUCGAGGCCACGGUUAAUCCCCAAAAGCACAAAGCAACUCAUAUUUUCUUAAAAUACGUGACGGGAUUCGACAGCGUGGACGACGAGUCCAAACACAGCGACCACAUGUUCUCCUACAAAAGCCCCAAGCCUGAGGCGUGGACCACGGACGACAACCCGCCCUACACCUACUACCUGUUCUACAUGUACGCCAACAUCAUGGUGCUCAACAACCUGCGCAAGGAGCGAGGAAUGAACACCUUCCAGUUCCGUCCCCACUGCGGCGAGGCCGGGUCCAUCACCCACCUGGUCUCCGCCUUCCUCACGGCGGACAACAUCUCCCAUGGACUCAACCUCAAGAAGAGUCCAGUGCUGCAGUACCUGUACUACCUGGCCCAGGUCCCGAUCGCCAUGUCCCCGCUGAGCAACAACAGCCUGUUCCUGGAGUACUCCAAGAACCCGCUACGAGAGUUCCUGCAGAAAGGCCUGCGUGUGUCGCUGUCCACCGACGACCCCAUGCAGUUCCACUACACCAAGGAGGCGCUGAUGGAGGAGUACGCCAUCGCAGCCCAGCUGUGGAAGCUGAGCACCUGUGAUCUGUGCGAGAUAGCCAGAAACAGUGUGUUGCAGAGCGGAUUCUCGCAUCAGGAGAAGAAACACUUCAUUGGUUCAAACUACCUGCAAGACGGACCGCGGGGCAACGACAUCCGGCGGACGAACGUGGCCCAGAUCCGCGUGGCCUACCGCCACGAGACGUUGUGCAACGAGCUCAGCUUCCUGGUGGACGCCGUGAAGACGGACGUUGACGCCAGCAUACCAGAGUGAACGAUGCCUGAAGAUACCUUCGGGGAUUAAGAAUCGGAUGUGAGACAGCAUUUAUUAUUAUUUUUUUAACAUAUUCUUAUGAAAUUUUUGGACACUGAUUUUACAAAAGGGGGCUCUUUCUAUUUUAUGUUAAGCUGUUGUGCACACGGCUGAUUCAGAAUAACACAUUUAUUCAGAAGCUGAAAGGAUUUUUUAUCUGAAAAAUAGAAUUUGGUGAAUGUUUAAGGCCUUUAUCUGGACUGUAGGUCCACAAUGAAGUGUGAUUGAGCUUUAGAAACAAUUAUAUACUCGCAACUGUGGAAGACUACCUUGUAAUUAUAUAGCCUUUUUUAUGAUUGUCAUUUCUCAUACAUUUUGAUAUGUAAAUAAAGGCUGCAAAAUAGUC